Messenger RNA from Anolis sagrei ordinatus, 6583 nucleotides. RefSeq names its product PLAG1 zinc finger (gene PLAG1). NCBI's taxonomy places the organism in Eukaryota, Metazoa, Chordata, Lepidosauria, Squamata, Anolidae. Gene Ontology annotation, biological process: regulation of transcription by RNA polymerase II. Gene Ontology annotation, molecular function: DNA-binding transcription factor activity, RNA polymerase II-specific; sequence-specific DNA binding. The record is from RefSeq and is a predicted model, not a curated record. Gene Ontology annotation, cellular component: nucleus.
CGGCGGUGGGCGCGGCGUCGCGCGGCAGGCUGAGCUGCACCGCAGCGCUCAUACACUACAAUGGCUGCUGGGGAAAGAGGGGAAAGCAAACAAUUUCCAGGCCCGCCGCGUCCAGCCCGAAAUCAGGAAGAAAAAUUGCGGAAAAAUCGGAGAGCGCCCUAAAAGGCGGGAAGAAAGCGCGGAGGGGAUGCGGAGGCGCCCGCGAUCAGCAAAAAUGGGAAGCACUGGAUUCUGGUUUGCUCCAACACAUGUCAGUGGAACUGGUUAAGACCAAAAUCAGAAGGUUUUUCUUCGUUAUCCAUCACCAGGUGUGCACUGAACAGAGGCUACCAUAAAUCUGUUUUGAGUAUGAACACCUUUUAAAAUGUCCCCUUUUGCUUUCUUUAACGACCACAUGAAACUUGAGAAGCCAUCUAAAGCUAAAUCAUUUAGUGGAGUUGGGCAAUUCCCAAGUGUCCAACAAGAAGGCCUGGUUUAGGCUGCGAUGGCCACUGUCAUUCCUGGUGAUUUGUCAGAAGUAAGAGAUACCCAGAAAGUCCCUUCAGGGAAACGUAAGCGUGGUGAAUCCAAACCAAGAAAAAACUUUCCUUGCCAACUGUGUGACAAGGCCUUUAACAGUGUUGAGAAAUUAAAGGUUCACUCAUACUCUCACACAGGAGAGAGGCCCUACAAGUGCACACAACAAGACUGCACCAAGGCCUUUGUUUCUAAAUACAAAUUACUAAGGCACAUGGCUACUCAUUCUCCUGAGAAAACCCACAAGUGUAAUUAUUGUGAGAAAAUGUUUCAUCGAAAAGAUCAUCUAAAGAAUCACCUACAUACACAUAAUCCUAAUAAAGAAGCCUUUAAGUGUGAAGAAUGUGGAAAGAACUACAACACGAAGCUUGGGUUUAAGCGUCACCUGGCUUUGCAUGCUGCAACAAGUGGUGACCUCACCUGUAAAGUAUGUUUGCAGACAUUUGAAAGCACAGGGGUGUUGCUGGAGCACCUAAAAACUCAUGCAGGCAAAUCAUCAGGUGGAGUGAAGGAGAAAAAGCACCAGUGUGAACAUUGUGAUCGUCGGUUUUACACCCGAAAGGAUGUCCGAAGACACAUGGUCGUGCACACUGGAAGAAAGGACUUCCUCUGUCAGUACUGCGCACAGAGAUUUGGCCGGAAGGAUCACCUAACACGGCAUAUGAAGAAAAGCCACAACCAAGAACUUCUGAAAGUCAAAACAGAGCCAAUGGACCUUCUAGACCCCUUUACUUGCAAUGUUGCUGUGCCUAUAAAGGAUGAGCUACUUCCAGCAAUGUCUUUAUCUUCCAGUGAACUGACAUCAAAGCCAUUUACAAACACUUUGCAAUUAAAUCUCUACAAUACGCAGAUUCAGUCCAUGCAGAGCUCAGCAUCUGCACACCAAAUGGUUGCCACAUCAUUACCUUUAGGUAUGCCUUGUCCAAUAGAAAUGGAAUCUGUCCAUGCUUCUCACCAGCUAUCUCUAAAAUAUCCACUCAGUUCUACCUCAUAUACAGUUUCCAUGACUGAUAAAGAGCAGCCAUUGAAAGGGGAAAUUGAAAGUUACUUAAUGGAACUGCAAAGUGGCAUGCCUUCUUCAUCCCGAGAUUCUCAAGCAUCUUCAUCUAAAUUAGGGCUGGAUCCUCAAAUAGGCCCGCUAGAUGAUGUAUCUCUUUCCAAAAGUGCUGUUUCUAUUACUGAAUCUUUAAGCACACCAUCACUGGACUUCUCCCAAUUAUUCAAUUUUAUACCAGUAAAUGGACCCCCAUUUAAUCCUUCUGUUUCUGUGGGAAAUCUUGGAAUGAGUUACACUCAAGAGGAAGCACAUUCAUCUAUGACUCACCUUCCUCCACAGGCACACGAUCUACAAGACCCUGGUAAUGGUAUCGGCCUUGGUUCUUUGCAUUCAUUGUCAGCAGCUUUCACAAGUAGUCUAAACACAACCACAACCCUACCACGUUUUCAUCAAGCUUUCCAAUAAGAUGAAAAAAAUGCCUUGUGACAAGUUUAUUUUUAGAAAUGCCUUAGACAAUUUUUAUGUAGUGCCUACUAUAUCAUUUGUAAAUCUACUUUUGUACAGUACCAAUCUCAUUAAGCCAGUAUGAAAUUCAAAUUAAUUCUUCAAAUAUUUUGAAUGUGUACAUUCACAGUUGUUUACUUUGGGAUUUAAAACAGUCUCUGUAUUCUCACUGCCAGUAGAUCCACAUUUUAAAAAUAGUGAGAAAACCAUUCCCAAGACAUUUUGUUUGUCUUAUCAUAGUUUCACAAAGAUCCAGUAAUUUUAUUUGUCAAUGGAAUAGUGACUAUGUUUUUUUAAAGGAUAACAACAAAACAAUGUUAAUGCAGGCAAGUUCCUAAACAAUAGUAUAAAGGAAAACAACUUUUACUUUGCUCAUAACAUUUUAUAUGUAAGUAAAUUUGUCAUUCCUGUCUGAAAAAGCACAGCUUUUUUUCAUCAAAACUUCUUAGAAGACCAGGACUUGCUAUUUUCCCUUAAAUAAUUUCAUAUGAUUAGAGGAGAAUAACUUCUCAUUUAAGUGCAAUUAUGAAGCAGUAUAAUUUGGCAAGAAAACAUUCUUAAUCGGCAAGUACAAAGUGAAGGUCUGGCACUGAAACAGAAAUAUUUUUUCAGGUUUUUUUUUAUGUAACAUGUAUAUCUUUUAACACUUUCACUAAACAGGUGAAAUUAAGUCCAGCUAGAAAAUUUUACAUAUUGUCAAUUUGAUGAAUUUGCAACAAAAAAGAAUGUAAAUUUGCAAAUACAAUUUUCAUAUUUUCAUUGGAGUGGAUCUCUUGAAUUGUAUUUCAUGGUGUGUAAUGUCACCCUAAGCAUCAACUUAGUGGUAAUAAUAGUUACUGCACCUGGGUAUUUGGCUAGUGAUUUUUCUCAAUGCCAAGAAUUAAUAACAGGACUCCUAGGAGUGAAGUAAAAGCAUAUUGCUUAUGCCACUUUUACCUGAUAUACAAGGUUAUUUAGGAAAAAUAACAAGAAAAUAGCUAUUUGUGCUGUUAUGUCCAAGUGCUGUUUAUUUUCAAAACAUCCUCUUAUAUUUUCUAUUCUGGUAACAAAAGAGGGAAAACUGUGAUACAAAUGCAAAAUCUAGUUUAGUGACAUUCUAUUCCUUAUCAUUUUUAGGAGGAAUUUUAAAUGCAUAGCUAUUUCCAGUUUGUACAGAUGAAUACAUGGUUUUCAAGUGGUUAAACUAAAUAUCCUUCACAAAAACAAAAGUUGCUCUCAUUAAGGAGCUUUGGCUCCCAAUAUGUAUGUCAUUAGUUUCUACUUUUUUAUCGUAGGAACAAUAUGCAGGUGUGAUUUUACUAUUUUAUACUGAUGUAUUUAAAUUUUAUUACUGAAUGGUAACUUUUUAUAAAUGUUUGUUCCAAAGGCAUUAAAAUAAGGAUGUAUUAAUGAGGAAGUACCUUUUCAAAAUUCUGCAAGCUGCUCCAAUAUGCCAUGAGAAUGAUUUCUCAAAGUAGACUUUAGCUCUGCUGCAUAAUUGCUUCCUUUAGUUUCUAUGAAACAGAUUGCUGAGAUGUAUCUUUAGUGGAAUGAUUCGUUCAAUAUUGCUUUCCAGCCAUUUAGCACCAUCAUUUAAAAGGGGAAAAACAUACCAGACAAUUGUCAAUACUGCAAUCUAGUUUAUGACCCAAAUAGCCAAUCACAAGUAGAACUUUUCUUCUGAAUACUCUUUUCUACAAGAAAUGAUAGAAAGGCUUUAAUUGUUCAGAGGAAAUGCUUUUCUUUCUUUCUUUUCCCCCGUUUUCUUUUAGUAAAUACCUCCUCGCAUCACUGAAUCAACACUUAGGGUCUGGCCUUCUCUUUCCCAUUUUCCCCAGUUUUUCAAAACAAACACCAUCUUACAGCUGUUGAAUAAGCAUUUCACUCAUUUAAAAAAUGAGUUGAACUAGUUUUAACCUUUUAGGUUCUAAUAGAAGCCUAGCACUACAUUGACAGGAAUGGUAUGUAUAAAGUGUCUUACAACAAUGUUAUCUGUUUUCAGUGUUAGUUGCUGGUUAACUUGAUUUUUUAAAAAACUAGUUUUUCCAGUAUGCCUUAAUACACAUGAUGGCUCCAUAAUCCUAUGGCAGUUCCUUCAGAUUCUAAACUGGGAUUAGACAGGUGCACUUCAAAUUAGUAGUAGAAUUUCAGACAAGAUAUUGAACCUCAUUCAGUUAGUAUUUCAGUAGAUAGCUACACCUUGUGGGCAUGUCACUGAAGUAAGAUAUAUGAGUAUAUGGAAGCAAAAUGACAUUAUGCAUUUACACACUAGUGCUUUAUGACUAUCAUUUAGGCAGAGAAAUGGUUGAGAAGUUCAAAAUAUCAAUUUUAAAGCCUAUUUUGAGGUUACCAGAUUAAUUCUAAAAAGUGGAGGGUGGUGUGUGCUGGCUGAUCAUGCACCACCCUUUGUGUAACUUCUAAACUUCUACUAUGGAUUUUAAAUAUAUUAUAUAUAUAUAAUUUGCUUGUGUUUUAUUAGUAGUGAAUUGUGGAAUAGAGUGAUUUAUUCAUUUGGCAGUAGAGGUUUUCAAAAACCAUAUACUGACUAAAACAUGAGCCAGACCUGAUUGCUUUAUUAAGCUAAUGAUGAAUGUUAAGAGUACAUAUUUUCAGGAUCUUUUGCCUAGUGAGCUCUAUAUGUAUUGUAGGCUGUUGUAAUUGUUGUGUGUGUUUUUAAACUAAAGCUCGAUCAAUUUCUAUGUUACACAUAAUACAAGAUAUAGCACUUUCAAAAAGAAACCUAAACCUUAUAAAAGAGAAUUUCUUACAGGUUAUGCUUUCUAUUAUAAAAUCUAUUAUAAUUUUUCAAGUGCCAUUAGAUGACAUAUGUGGGCCUUUGAUAUAAUGCUUUGGGUACAAAAUGGUAAACUUUGUAACUUUUAACAGGUACAUCUUAAAGUGUGUUAACGUCAAUUUGCUAUAUUGCACAGAACCAGUGUGUCUUUUUAAAAGGGUUUUUACACAGUAGAUUCCUAGGUUUACAUAUUUCUGUCUAUGCCAUCUUUUACUGCCAUUUCAUACCAGUCCAAAUAUUGAGUGGUCAAAACCAUUUAAGUGUAUACUAAUACCUUAGAGAUUGCAUUCAUGUGCACACUAAUGCUAAGUCCCAUACAUUUCAUUGGGAAUUACACAUGUGAUACUAGGCACUAGAGUUCAGCCUUACAACUCAGUGUUACGUAUGUUUAUUUGGAAGACCCAUUUAAUGCAAUUAAAUAUCCUUCUAAGUAAAUAUGCAUAGAAUUGCAAUCUCUACAAAAAGCAGUAUUCUGAAAAUACUAUGUCCUGUCAUAGCAUAGGGUUGAUCCUGUGCCUGUAUAAAGAGAAGGAUUAAGCUCUUAUUUGUCUCAUACACUGGUUUAGCGGCUUAAAAUGACAUGCCUCUUAGUAAUAAAACCUACACAUUAUUUGCUAUGAAAUACAUUGUGUAGGUUCAGCUGCCUAUUUGUAUCAUGUCAGUAUAGAAUAAAAACUAUCACCAGUUAUACAUUACAGAGAAGACAAUUUAAAAUAAUGUGGAAAAAAAUGGGUUCUAAUCCCUUAACAGUUAUAAGGGUGUAGUGUGUUAAAAGGCCAUGUUGUUAUAAGUAUUUAACCCUAAAAUUGACACAGAACUAUUGCUUAUGGCAUACAAACAUUUUCAAUAUAAGCUUCAGUGGUACAGUUGAACCAGAAUGAAUGUUUUAUCUUCUCAGAAACACUCCUGCAAAUAUAUUAUAGUGGAUCAUGCUGCUAAUAUAACUUGGGAUACAGCUCCUCUCAUGGUGCUACAGACCUGUCUCAUUUAGACUGAUGUAUUUUUAUCCACAGAGAAAGGCCUAUAUUAGAUUUAUAGAUGUAUGAUAUAUUUUUAUACUGUGACUUAAUUUGUUAUUAAUGAAUUUUGUAUAUCACCAUGUUUUCAUAUGCACUUGCAAAAUGAGAAUCUUGGACAUGCAAAUUUAUACCCAAAUAAGCCUAUUUUCAAAACUAGAAGAUGAAAAUGAAAAGAGGGCUUUUGAUAUGGUGUGAAGUGAAGAACAUGCUUGUCUCAAAGGGCCCAUUCGAUCUUGGCAAAUGAAAACUAUUUUAAAAGAAUUACAUCUGAACAUGAUGUGGGUUGCUGAAAUUAUAUUUUUAGAUAGUGGAAAAUGUUUGGACUUGUGGGGAAAAAAACUGUUUAAUGAUACUGAUUUUGAGUCAAAAUAGAAAAAUGCAUUCCAGACCGAAUUUGUGUAUUUCAUUAAAAAUUACUAUCCUGUGAUAUGGGAAAAUGUGUUGCUUAUCAUGUAUAUGUACUUUAAAAUGUAUUCACAAACUACUGUUGUAUUUGUAUAAAAUAUAGACAAAAGAUUGCAUAUAUAUUUUUGUGUAUAAGCUCUGUAAAAUAGCUAUCACAUUAUGAAGCUGCAGCAAAAAUUCAAUUUAGGCAUUCAUAUCCAAAGAAACAGACUAUUUAUUGUCCACAUACCCUGAUAAAAAUAUAACUUGCUGCUAUUAAACAAUAGUGCUGCAGCUUCUUGUGGCCUACAGUGUUAUGUUUGCUGUACAAAAAUAUGUGAACUCCACAAAAUAUCAAUAAAACUACAGAAUGGUUUUAGUUAUGUAAAA